Molecule: messenger RNA, 309 nt
Organism: Vairimorpha ceranae
Lineage: Eukaryota; Fungi; Microsporidia; Nosematidae
Product: leptin receptor
Exons: 1
Coding region: 1-309 (102 amino acids)
Source: RefSeq, a predicted model, not a curated record
AUGGAAGAAGGAAGUAGGGUGAAUGUUACUUAUAGAAAAAAGAAGUGGACUACUAUCUCAAUAUUUAUAACCGUAUGUUUUUUCAUAGCAGGUAUAGUCUGUGUAUUUUUAGGUAUAAAUCCUCUGCUAGAAAUGUGGUAUGAUUUAAAAUCCUUUAGUAAUCUUAUAUUUGUUGUAUUUCAUUUAUACUAUCUUUUUAGUUUUAUAGGUGUUCAUACUAAUUCUGAUUUUAUUUUUUGGACAGGAAGUUAUAGUCUACUAAUCGUUACUAGUAUUAUGUUCUAUUUUUACGAUGAUAUAUUUAUUUAA